Molecule: messenger RNA, 1401 nt
Organism: Fusarium keratoplasticum
Lineage: Eukaryota; Fungi; Ascomycota; Sordariomycetes; Hypocreales; Nectriaceae
Product: FAD dependent oxidoreductase
Exons: 5
Coding region: 1-1401 (466 amino acids)
Cellular component (GO): cytoplasm
Molecular function (GO): oxidoreductase activity
Source: RefSeq, a predicted model, not a curated record
AUGGCUCCACGUCCAACACCACUACCGGUUGGUAACCCAACCUCUUCUUACUGGUUGAGCCAGCCGCAUUCAAAACUCCAGAACUUUUGCUCAAGGGAGACGCUUCCACAAGUUGCAGACACGGUCGUUAUUGGGUCUGGCAUCUCUGGAUCGCUGAUCGCACAUGAACUCCUCACAAGACGCUCAUAUGGGCAAGAUAGGCCGCUUGUGAUGUUGGAGGCUCGCAGUCUUGCUAGCGGUGCCACUGGUCGCAACGGUGGCCACAUAAAGCCAGACUGCUACAAGAACUUUGCGGCUUACCAACAACGCUACGGCAGUGUCGUGGCAAAGUCGCUGUGCCGUUUCGAGCUCGAUAACAUGAGAGAGUCGAUCAAGCUCAUCACACAGCAAGGCCUUGGGGAGGCUGUAGACUUGGUGCAAACCCAGUCAGUCGACUUCUUCAUGACCAGCAAAGCGUGGGAUGAUGCCCAAAAGUCUCUAAAGCUCUAUGCUGAAGCCGGUGGGGACUUGACCGAGAUCAAGGCCUACGAUAAGGUUGAGGCUGAAAAGAGGUAUCGAUUCACUGGUGUCUUCGGGGCGGUAACAUACCCUGCAUGUAGCCUAUGGCCCUACAAGCUGGCGGCUGGCCUGACGGAGAAGGCAGUCGACAAUGGGCUGCAGCUCUUCACUCACACGCCGGUCCUGGAAAUCUUUCCAGCGGCAGAGGGUAAGUGGCGAAUAAGAACCAGUAAGGGCGACAUAACUUGUGAUACCAUCUUUCACGCUACGAAUGGGUAUGUGUCACAUCUACUCCCCGAGCUGGCAAGCAAGGUUGUUCCUGUCAAAGGCAAUGUUGUCGCCAUCGAGCCGAGCCAGGAGCUCGACGACAACCCCCUGGAACAUACAGCCGGAGUCCAAUGGGGCGAAGAUUUUGAUUACAUGAUCCAGCGGCCUGUUGAUGGUAAGCCGCUAAUUUUCGGGGGCCGCGAUCUUGCACACAAGAGAAAGCUUCUUGGGCCCGUCGGGAACUCAGACGAUUCAACUACGACCCCUGAGGUUGUCCGUGCGCUGCUGCGUUUUCCUAUUAACCACAUGAGAGGAUGGGGCGACCAGUCAACACCCCGCUUCGUCUGGUCUGGCAUCAUGGGGUUCACUGCUGACGGCUUCCCGUUCGUCGGAGAGGUCCCUGGACGAGCGGGCCAAUACGCUUCUGUCGGCUACACUGGACAUGGGAUGGCCCGAGUUGUGCUCACUAUACGAGCCCUUGUGCAGAAGUUCUUUAAUGAGGCUAUUGAUCCUAGAGUUCCACGGCUUUACUUUAAUAUUAAGGAAAGGCUUAGUGAAAAGGAUAACACAUGGGAAGAAAUGCUAGAAGAGGCAUAUAAGGUUAACUUGGAUUCGCGACGUCUACCUAAAUUAUAA